Nerophis lumbriciformis (worm pipefish) is the source of this 1713-nucleotide messenger RNA. The record is from RefSeq and is a predicted model, not a curated record. Lineage: Eukaryota; Metazoa; Chordata; Actinopteri; Syngnathiformes; Syngnathidae.
AUGGAGAGACCGGUGAAGCUACUGCUCUUUUCCGAGCUGCGCGUCCGCAACGUCUGCUACGAGGUCAGCCUGUGCAGGUCACUGCUUACCUGGAAGAGGCGAACCGCCAGCCCGGUGUAUCAUCCGUUUAGACCCAAGGUCUACUGCUUACCCGGUAUUACAAGGCAUAGUGAUAAGUGUGUGUGUCAAAGUGUGUGUGUGUCAGAGAUAAUCAGCGUGCAAGAACAGGAAGAGGAGGAGAACAGCAGAGAAAAUGGCAGCUGGAAGAAGAUCGGAGAGAGACGGAAUAAAAAUGGCAGCUAUUCUUUCACAGUGUCGUACGUGGAGAGGUGUCGGCAACACCGCUGGCGGUGCGCUGACGUAACCUUCACGUGUCCGCAGGCGGGGUUGUGCCGACACUGGGUGAGCACCAUCAAAGAGCAGCUGGCAGCCAUUAGUUGCAGACCCACACAGCUUCUGGUGUACAUCAAUCCGUAUGGCGGCAAGCGCCAGGCUAAGCGCAUUUACCAACAGAAGGUGGCGCCGCUAUUUGCCCUGGCUGGCAUUGGCACACACGUCAUGGUGACAGAGUAUGCCAACCACGCUCGGGACCACCUGAGGGAGGAGGCGGAGCUCAACAAGUUCGACGGCGUGGUGUGCGUGGGCGGCGACGGCAUGUUCAGCGAGAUGGUGCACGGCUUGGUGUGGCGGAUGCAAAAAGAUGCCGGCGUGGACGUCAACGCUCCCGAGCAAACACUCGUCGCCUGCUCGCUGCGGAUCGGAAUCAUACCGGCAGGUUCCACAGACUGUAUCUGCUUCGCAACAGUGGGCACCAAUGACCCCGUGACGUCUGCCCUGCACAUCAUCGUGGGCGACAGCCAGCCGAUGGACGUAUGCUCGGUCCACCACGACGACAGCUUCCUGCGCUACUCUGUGUCACUGCUGGGGUACGGCUUCUAUGGCGACGUGUUGACGGACAGCGAACGGAAGCGGUGGAUGGGCCCUGCCAGAUACGACCUGGCCGGUCUCAAGAUGUUCCUGACGCACCAUCACUACGAAGGCACCGUGUCCUACCUGCCGGCCAGUAGCAGUGUCGGAGCGCCCAGGGACACGUCCAGGUGUCGAUCCGGUUGUUCGGUUUGCCAGGACAACCAGAAACUUUUGUUGGAGAGAGCCAACAUCUACCGAGUGGACUCCGACGUCGAUAGCGACAAUGACACCAACGACGCUGACGGCUGGCGGACGAUCCGCGGGAAGUUUCUGGCCAUCAACGCGGCCAGCAUGAGUUGCGCGUGCCCCCGCAGUCCCAAAGGCCUGUCACCUGCCGCCCACCUUGCCGACGGCACCGCCGAUCUCAUCCUGGUGCGCAAGUGCUCCCGUUUCAAUUUUCUCCGACACCUCCUGCGUCACACCAGCAAGGAUGACCAGUUCGACCUGUCCUUCGUAGAGGUGCACCGUGUGCGGCGCUUUCGAUUCACGCCCCGACACUGCCGCAGCGACUCAGAGCUGGAACUGGACCCGCCGGACGGGAAGCACCAGAUAUUCGGCAAAAUCUGUCGCGACCAUCCGGCCUGCGGCUGCGCGCCCGCCUUCAGCAGCUGGAACUGCGACGGCGAGAUCCUACAGCACACCGCCAUCGACGUCAGAGUGCAUUGCCAGCUGAUCAAGCUGUUUGCCCGUGGUAUCGAGGAGGCACCCAUGUUCGACGAGCUGACUCCUCCCCGCUCCAUGUAG